CUCCACCAAUCAGAGACGACGCCGUGAUACUCUAGGAUUAUGGGUGGUGUAGUGAAUAAACAGUGGCAAUCUUAAAACGAGGUUGUUUAAGGUUUUGGUUUUAUGCCACAUUUUAUUUUCGAUACCAAUAUUUAGCUGUCACUCUGCUGCUCCAGUCCUAUACCCCGCAAUGGAUUGUGGGAUGUGUAGUUCUUUAACUCUGGAAACAAUAUGUAUAUACUCUUUUACCUCUGCCUUUCCUCAGUUUUUUAAAGCCGUUCUUACGCCGAAUUUAAUGUUUUAAAAUCACGAGUAUUGGAGUAGCUGACUGUCAUGGUAACAGGCUUCAAUCUCUUUGAAUAAAUAUUUUGUGAAAUGUCAGUGGAGGAUUUGACUGGUGGAAAAGUACUUCCGGAACCAGAGCCGCCGAAAAAGCGGGCAGUCACUGUUGAGCUCUUUUAUGAGAACAGUCCAGUGCGCCUGCGCGGUUUACCGGACAAGAUGGCGACCAGCAAUGGUGGAGGAAUGGAAGUGGAUGGGGCAGCCGGCCCCAGCGUCAUGGCAGCAGGGGUCACUGGGAGUGUGUCUGUAGCUUUACAUCCUCUGGUCAUCCUCAACAUCUCUGACCACUGGAUACGGAUCCGCUCUCAAGAGGGACGACCGAUGCAGGUGAUUGGAGCUCUGAUCGGGAAGCAGGAGGGCAGGAACAUCGAGGUGAUGAAUUCCUUCGAGCUGCUGUCUCACACCAUAGAUGAGCGUGUGCAUAUCGAUAAGGAGUACUACUACACCAAGGAGGAACAGU
Messenger RNA from Labrus bergylta (ballan wrasse), 781 nucleotides. NCBI's taxonomy places the organism in Eukaryota, Metazoa, Chordata, Actinopteri, Labriformes, Labridae. The record is from RefSeq and is a predicted model, not a curated record.